Penicillium digitatum Pd1 is the source of this 813-nucleotide messenger RNA. Lineage: Eukaryota; Fungi; Ascomycota; Eurotiomycetes; Eurotiales; Aspergillaceae. The record is from RefSeq and is a predicted model, not a curated record.
AUGGCUUCCGACGUGAGCGCUGGUUCCAACUCUACUAUGGCACAAUCUCGUCCAACGACAUCGGCACCUACUAUGGCAUCGCAGGCUCCAACACCCCGACAGCCAGUUCAUGGUCCUCAUAUCUUUGCAGCACUCCCGCCCCCAGGGAGUCCACCACUCGGAACUGGCGAUUAUAGGAUCACAAGAACUGUCCAGGUGCUUGAGAAAGAGCAAGAAGCGAUGGUGAAUCGAUUGACCCGAGAACUAUCUAUUCUCCGCCAGCAGACAGCAUCCGUGGCAUCGACAACAUCCUCCACCUCGACAUUUAACGAGGCAGAUGGCGCACGGGCAUCGCCCACCCUCAGCAGCUCAGCCCCUUCUCACUCGGCGCGACGAAACCGGUCCAAUUCGAGCCACAGUUCACAUAGUUCAGCAAACCAGGGUCCACAGUCCGCAAGUGUCACUGGAAUUGCUCCAUCACGAGAGAUCCUAUAUCGCCCGACCGACCAUACUCGAACGGUUCGCAGUCGAGAGCCAUCCGUCACAUCUCGCCGACCCUCCAUCGGGUCACUAUCCUCGUUCUCCCACAACAACAACAGCGUCUACCCAUACCGGAACUCGGCAUCACAGAACCACCCAGGCUAUUCACCUGGAAGCUCGCUGACGCGGUUUGAGGAGGCCACACACCACAGGCUGGAAGUAGAAUACAUGAAGCGGGAGAAUGAACAGCUCAGGAGGCGCGUGCGGGAUCUGGAGCAGACUUUAAAGAGACAAAGGGAGGGUUCUGCAAGUAAGGCUUCUGCCACACUGGCUGAAAAGAUUCUUGAUGCCUGA